This is a messenger RNA of Leptopilina heterotoma, 2026 nucleotides long. Its product is annotated as glucose dehydrogenase [FAD, quinone]-like. Bases 52 to 1983 code for a protein of 643 amino acids. The transcript is spliced from 4 exons. The record is from RefSeq and is a predicted model, not a curated record. Gene Ontology annotation, molecular function: oxidoreductase activity, acting on CH-OH group of donors; flavin adenine dinucleotide binding. NCBI's taxonomy places the organism in Eukaryota, Metazoa, Arthropoda, Insecta, Hymenoptera, Figitidae.
GAUAAAAAUUGAGAGAGAAAAAAAAAUUUCAAUAAGAAUCCCCAACUAAAAAUGGUAAUUACCACAUUCUCAGUUUUCCGCAUCGGCUUAUCGAUAAUUCCGGAAGUGACAUUUCUGAUGUUCCUAAAAUUCAUGAUAAUCAACAAUCGUCCCGAUAUAAUUGACAUCGAAAAUCGGAUUCAAUCGAUACCAAUAAACAAAAUGCAAUUGGUUUAUGAUUUCAUAAUAAUUGGUGGCGGUUCGGCGGGAUCAGUUUUGGCGAAUCGUUUAACGGAAGCGGAGCAAAAUUGGACAGUCCUGAUACUGGAGGCUGGAGGUGACGAGACAAUUCUCUCGGACGUGCCACUAAUAUUUCCAACUCUGCAAUUAACGAAUCUCGAUUGGCAAUUCAGAACGGUGCCAUCGUCCACCUAUUGUCUGAGUAUGAAUGGCCGAUCAUGCAAAUGGCCCAGGGGCAAGGUCCUUGGCGGAAGCAGUGUUCUAAAUGCCAUGCUCUAUGUGCGGGGAAAUCGUCGCGAUUACGACAAUUGGCAGAAUUACGGAAAUCCCGAUUGGAACUAUGAUCAUGUGUUGCCUUAUUUUAAAAAAUCGGAGGACAUGAGAAUUCCGGAUUUAAUUAAUUCGCCGUAUCAUCAAACAGGUGGUUAUUUGACGAUUGAGAGAUUUAAUUAUCAAUCGCCGAUUGUUGAGUAUUUUUUACGAGCUGGGCAUGAGAUGGGAUAUGAAAUAUUAGAUGUUAAUGGGGAGAAACAAACUGGAUUCAGUUAUUCGUGUGGAACUUUGAGAAAUGGAUUGCGUUGCAGUUCAGCGAAAGCUUUCCUGCGACCAGCAUCAAAACGAAGGAAUCUCCACAUUAGCACGCACUCAUUGGUUGGGAAAAUUUUAAUUGAACCGACGACAAAACGAGCUUAUGGAGUUACAUUCGAACGGGAAUUACAAGUGUUCACUGUGUACGCUAAUUUGGAAAUAAUUCUAUCAGCUGGCACAAUACAGUCACCACAACUAUUAAUGCUGUCCGGCGUUGGUCCCGGGGAGCAUUUGUCAAAAAUGGGAAUACCAUUGAUUCACAAUGCACCGGGUGUGGGUAGAAAUUUACAGGAUCACGUGGCAAUUGGUGGCAUUUCUUAUUUGACCGAUUCACCAUUUGGCAAAGAUUUCGAGGAAUUGGGCUUUGUUUUGCCAAGAUCAUUAACUUCCGACUCGGUGAGGCAAUUUGCUCUCAAAGGCUCUGGUCCAUUGUACAUGAUUCCACAAUGUGAAGUUAUGGCGUUCAUCAAAACAAAGUAUGCGAAUGAAACAGAAGAUUAUCCAGAUUUGCAAUUAUUUCUUGCUUCAGCUGCCGAUAAUACAGACGGUGGAUUAUUUGGCAAAAGGGGAUGUGGUCUCAAUGAUAAAGUUUAUGCGAGUAUUUAUGAAAAUAUUCUCUAUCACGACAGUUACACCGUUGUGCCAUUACUUUUAAGGCCAAAAAGUCGUGGUUACAUUGAAUUGCGAAGCAGAAAUCCUAAAGAUCAUCCACUAAUUUAUCCUAAUUAUUUUGCAGAUCCAAGAGAUCUCACUGUUUUGAUCGAGGGCACGAAAUUUAUUGAAAAAAUGAGCGAAACAAUGACAAUGAGAAUGUUGAACUCACGACUAAAUGGAAACCAAAUUCCGGAAUGUUCGAAAUUCAAAUUUCUAUCGGAGGAUUAUUGGCGAUGUCACGCUCGACAUUAUACAAUGACAAUAUAUCAUCCCGUUGGAACGGCAAAAAUGGGACCAGCCAGCGAUCCAGAAGCUGUUGUCGAUUCACAAUUACGCGUCUACGGCGUAUCUGGCUUGAGAGUCAUUGACGCAUCCAUCAUGCCAACAAUAUGCAGCGGAAACACAAAUGCACCAGUUAUCAUGAUUGCCGAGAAAGGAGCCGACAUGAUACGUGACUAUUGGAAGAAAAUUUCAGAGAGAGAGAGAGAGAGAGAAAGUUAUUUUUUAAAUCGAAAAAGAUAAGGCGAUGAGGAGAAACUCAAGUUUAUGACUCAGGCAAUUUUUG